Messenger RNA from Penicillium mononematosum, 744 nucleotides. RefSeq names its product PDGFA associated 1 family protein. The record is from RefSeq and is a predicted model, not a curated record. NCBI's taxonomy places the organism in Eukaryota, Fungi, Ascomycota, Eurotiomycetes, Eurotiales, Aspergillaceae. The transcript has 3 exons. Bases 1 to 744 code for a protein of 247 amino acids. Gene Ontology annotation, molecular function: RNA binding. Gene Ontology annotation, cellular component: cytosol.
AUGGCGCCCCGCGGUCGUGGAGGAAAAUUCUCCAAGCCCACUCGAGGAGGAGGCAAGCACUUCAGCAGAGAUCUCCAGCCAUUAGACAAGGAUGGUAAUCAGAUGGGUCUCUGGCGCGAGCCUGGUGACCAAAUCAAGUCAUCGGGCGAGGAAGAUUCUUCGUCCGAAGAAGAAAGCACCGAGGAAUCCAGCGAGGACGAGUCCAAGCCCACCGAGUCAUCCACAGCAGGAACCCGUGAGGAGCGCCGCGCAGCCGCCAAAGCUAAGAAGGCAGCCGCAUUGAAGAAGCGAGGCCAAGGACCUGCCCAACCUGGGGAUUUACCCCCUUCAGACUCGGAAGAAUCUGAUAACGACCUUCCCGCCAACCCCAACCAUACUGCCAAGUCCCGCUCGCAAACCCUGAAGGCCGCUGAGCCCACUGCUGAGCCUAAGAAGGCCGCCAAGGUCAAGGAUAUCUCACAAUUAUCCCGACGCGAGCGUGAGGCCGUCCAGGCCCAGCAGGCUCGCGAGCGUUACCAGAAGCUGCAUGCCGAGGGUAAGACCGAUGAAGCGAAAGCGGAUCUGGCUCGUCUCGCCGUUAUCCGUGAGCAGCGUGAGGCGGAGCGCCUGCGCAAGUUGGCUGAGAAGGAGGAGAAGGAUGAGCAAGCUAAGGAACGAGCUCAAGCCGCCCAGGAGCGGGAGGAUCGUAUGCGCGCCGCAGCUUUGGGUAAGACAGGCAAGAAAGUUGGUGGAAAGAAGAAAUAA